Anopheles coustani is the source of this 918-nucleotide messenger RNA. RefSeq names its product basic helix-loop-helix neural transcription factor TAP (gene HLH54F). Gene Ontology annotation, biological process: regulation of transcription by RNA polymerase II; developmental process. The transcript has 4 exons. The record is from RefSeq and is a predicted model, not a curated record. The coding region runs from base 1 to 918 and encodes 305 amino acids. Gene Ontology annotation, molecular function: RNA polymerase II transcription regulatory region sequence-specific DNA binding; DNA-binding transcription factor activity, RNA polymerase II-specific; protein dimerization activity. NCBI's taxonomy places the organism in Eukaryota, Metazoa, Arthropoda, Insecta, Diptera, Culicidae.
AUGCCGAAACGAAAAAAAGCCCCUUCGCCCAAGUUCGAUAUUCUCGAGGAUGGUUUUGACGAUGAUCUCAGUUCGAAUGACGACAAACCAGGAACACCGAUACAACGCAACGCAGCGAACGCACGCGAACGCGCCCGGAUGCGGGUCCUGUCGAAGGCGUUCUUCAACCUGAAGCGCAACAUCCCGUGGGUACCGGCGGAUACGAAGCUCUCCAAGCUGGACACGCUCCGGCUGGCCAAGAACUACAUCACCUACCUGGUGGCCACCCUCGACGGGCAGUCGGUGGAGGACUUUUCCACCAACCUGGCGCAACCUCCGAAAACGGCUUGGCCGUUCAUUUUCCAACAAGUUCAACCGCCCGACACGGGUAAAACGAAAACACAGCCUCAGGCCCAGGCGUCCGCAGCAACGGCGACGACGGUGCCGGCCACCGUCGGACAGGCCACAGCAUGCGCGGGCGAUGGCGGAAAGUGGCGGGACUUUCGUCAAAAGGAUGUCAGCGGUCGGGCAUCGUCCGCCGGGAAGGUGGUGGAAGAUAUUCAAUCGCCUACCGGCAACGCAGCAGUGGCAUCGAAUCACCAGCCGCCGCUUGUAUUCGCCGACAGUGGCCCACCAUCGGCCAUGGAAGGUGUCAACGAAUAUGGCACAUUUGGUGAUCCGAUGGAGAUCGGCACCGUCACUGCCACUGGGGUCCACUGUCAUAACCAGCAGCCCCUCCAUCACCAACAUAAUCACCAUCAACAGCACCAGCAUCAACAUCAUCAUCAGCAGCAGCAGCAACACCAACAGGGACCACACCAUUACCAGGGCAGUGGCAACGUUGUGCCAAUCCACAGCGAUGGAUGCCACCUUGGUGGAGCUAUUGGAAUUUCCGGAGCAUACCAACGCCAGCAUAUGACUUCGAUUGGCAGUGAUUGA